Messenger RNA from Pyrus x bretschneideri (Chinese white pear), 4244 nucleotides. RefSeq lists its product as uncharacterized. The coding region runs from base 231 to 3893 and encodes 1220 amino acids. Lineage: Eukaryota; Viridiplantae; Streptophyta; Magnoliopsida; Rosales; Rosaceae. Gene Ontology annotation, biological process: DNA damage checkpoint signaling; mitotic DNA replication checkpoint signaling; DNA repair. The transcript is spliced from 17 exons. The record is from RefSeq and is a predicted model, not a curated record. Gene Ontology annotation, molecular function: ATP binding; chromatin binding; ATP hydrolysis activity.
AAAAGCCAAAACGAAUUUCCCUCCCGCAAAGGCGGGAAGUACGUCCUCGUUCCCCCCAUAAUUAUCCUCUCUUUUUUACCCCUUUUUUUUCUCUGUAAGAUCACGUUUCCGUUACACACUCAAACUCUACCAGUCUUUCUCCCCAAAUCCCUAAAAUCCCUACAAAACCCCCUAUUUCAAUUCCACCACCCAAUCCCAAAUCCCCCAAUUCCCAAUUCCCAAUCCAAUCCAUGGCCGAUUCAGCUCAGAACGAGUCGCGGACGACGCCUAAACGGCAAGUUCGCCGGAAACUGGUCCAGACCACAUUGUUCCCUCUCAAACCCCAGCAACAGCUCGAGGUAAACGGCGAUCUGAAGGCCGCGAGAGGUAAUGCUGGUGACGACGACUGCGGCGACGACGAGGACUUCUGUGGGAGUCAAAGUAAAACGAAGAGGAAGUCAAGGGGAAAGAAGACGCCUCCCAUUAAAGCCCCGAAGAAGGACGGUAAGCGAUCCACGAAUAGUACGCCGAAGAAGAAGAUUAAUGGAACUGAAGUGGAGAGUGAAGAUGCGCCUCGAGUCGUCACUGAUUUGAGGCUAGAGGCUAGAUUGAAAGCUGAGGAAACGUCACGGAUAUUUUCAGGAAUGUUUUCUGGAAAGCAAAUACAUCCAUUUUUCUCAAUUUGUAAAGCUGGAAAAAGAAAGCGAGAGGAAACUGAAGUUGAUGUCGAUUUGAGCUACGUUGGGAGGAAGGAUAAAGAGAUCACUAGUGGUCCGAUUCAUGUGUUUGAAAGGACUCAGGAUGAUGCUGUGUUCCUUGAUUGGAGAAACUGGACAUUUUGUGAGGACACGUUUAUGAAAAGUGGUCCAGACAUGGAAUGCGCGUCCUCAUCAAUUUUUGAAGGCUCUGUCGAGUGCUUAAAUUUUGACAAGCUUCCCAUUGUUUUCCGACCCUGCAAAUUAUCGACUUUUCAGAAUGUGGUAUCCUUAGAUCAGCAUUGUAUUCAACAAGAAUUCGCUCAUGAUAUAUCACCAACAGUCCCUGGCUUCUUAGUCGAUGAGCAGUUGAUGCACUAUCAGCAGUCAACGGAAGCAGAGGAUAAUGAGAUGCUUAAGGUUGGUUUGCUUUCUCAGCAUACCACUUAUAUAAAGAAGUCAGAUAUCGAGCAGCAGAAAAUUCUCGAGGAAAGGUUGAUGUCAAACUAUUCCAGUUGUGGUAAUCAGCCCACAAAUAGCUUAUGGACAUAUAAGUACCGGCCAAUGAAGGCUAUUGAUGUAUGUGGUAACCAUGAAUCUGUGAAUUUUUUGAGCGAGUGGCUUCGUCUUUGGUAUGAAAGAGAUUUUCGAGCCAACAAAGAUCUCACUAGGUGUUCUCAAAGUGACUCUGAUUUAGAAGGUGAAGAUGAAGAGGCAAGCAUGAAGAAGAAUAAUGUUCUCUUAGUUACAGGGCCAACUGGGAGUGGAAAAUCUGCAGCGAUUUAUGCUUGUGCCCAAGAGCAAGGUUUUAAGGUUUUGGAGGAAACGCAUCAAGGUGAUUGCGCUCGGUUGUUGGAACAUUUAACAAAGAUGCUUGUGGUUGGGUCAGUAUAUGGUGAAGUUAAGCUCAGUGCAUCAGAAUGUCGGAGUGGGGCUCUUGUAAAACAGAGGUUUGGAGAGGCUUUGAAAUCUCACAAUUUUAGAAGAUCAGUGGCAAAUCCUGAGGGUUCACAGAACAAGUCUAUAGUGAAAUCCCCGUUUGUCGAUGCAAAUGGUAUGACAGACCAUGAGAUGGAUGAUGAUGUUAUUGAAUUGAUAGCCGUAUCAGAUGAAGAUUCUCAUGGGGCAACUGAAGCCUCUGUAAAAUCCGUCUCUAAGGAGGAUUAUAGCGAAGUUAAACAUCUUAUACUUUUUGACGAUGUGGACAUCACUUUUCUUGAAGAUCGUGGUUUCAUUGCAGCAAUUCAGCAGAUAGCUAAAACAGCCAAGGGGCCCAUAAUACUGACCAGCAAUAGUGACAAUCCUGUCCUGCCAGACAGUUUGGACAGAUUACAAGUGCGUUUCAUGUUGCCAUCACAAAAGGAGCUGCAUUCUCUUGCAUAUAUGGUUUCUGCUUUGGAGAGAGCCAACAUACAACCUUUGCUGCUUGAGCGGCUUAUUGAGUGUUGCCGGGGAGAUAUUCGGAAGAUCUUUAUGCAUCUUCAGUUCUGGUGUCAGGGUGGAAGAUUUAGAAAAGAUACCAAAAUGCGAGAGUGGUAUGGUUCCCUGCUAUUUGAUGUUGAGGCUGGCCAUCUGAUGCUGCCAAAUAUGUUACCCUGGGAUUUACCUUCUCAGUUAUCUGAUGUAGUAGAGAAAGAGAUAACAAAGGCAUUAUACGUGAUGGAAGAAAGUCCAAGAUCAAUGGACGUAAUUGAAGAAAAUCUUCACGAGAUAGAAGUGCAAUACAGUUUGGACAUGCCUUGUAAUGGAAUGGAAAGUUUAGAGGCCAAGAAGGUAGAAAUGCUGAGCAGGAAUGGCUCUGUUCAUGACUGCUAUCACCAUACGGCUCAAACUGAUACUGCUUCUGAGUUUUCCAACGAUUUAGGUACCCCAUUUUCCUCAUGUCGGCAUCAUGUUCGGAAUAUGCAAGCUGUUGUAAUGUCUGAUUCUGAAGACGAGUUUAUGACCAAUGGAUAUCCUAUAGUUACAGAUAACGCUAACGAUGAAGUCCUUGGUAUUAACCCAUUGUCUGAGGAGCUACUCAUUUUUGGAGCGGCUAAUAUAGAUGGACCUUAUGAAUGUUCAGAACUUGCAGAUGAGGUGCACAUAAGCGAGACUUGCAACUCAGUUGAUAUAUCAUGUGUACCAGAAUCGUCUUUUGUUCCUGAAACUGAAAUUGACAAUAUGCCAGAAUUAUCUUCUCAAACAGUGUCUUCUGACCAUUUUGCCAACGCCAUGAAAAGAGUAUCUUUAGACGAUGAAUUACAUGGUGGAGCCAACAAUCUUAAUAAACAAACAUUCGUACAAGGUAACUCUGAUAAGUGGGGAAGUGGCUGUGCUACAAUUGCAGAGUAUUCUCACAAGGAGUUUGAGAAUCAAAAGGAACAUGCGGAGACUGUUGCAAGAGCUUAUCAGUUGAUGGAUGAGUGUAGCCGCAUGGAUUUUAGUAAGGGCUCGCAGUUUAUACAGGGGCAAAAGUCCUCAGCGGUGACAGAUUUAGUGCAAGAUUCAUGGGACAAACUUCGUGGCUCCCGCAUUGAUCUUAGGCAGUAUAUUGCAUCCGAACAACCCAAUGCCUCUCAGAUUGUCAUGCUUGCUGAUCGAACGAGCAAUUUGAUCUCAGAAACUGACAUGUUGUUUUCUAAAUGCCAAUCAUUGAUGAAUGAUUCUUUCGAACUAUCAAUGAUCCCCUUGGAGGAGUCAGAUGUAUACAGCUGGUGUGACGAGCGAUUAUUGUUGGCAUCCACAAUUGCGCAGCAUGGGUUUUGCUUCUAUGCAAAAUGCAUUUCUUCUGUAGGAUCAAAAGAAAGUUGUGUAGGGAGGGUGGAUUUGGCUGGGGAAAUGCUGGCUAACACAGCCAGUACGAUGGCAUUCAGUAAGUUAAUUGGGAAGGGUAUGAGAGCAAGUAAGGCUUCAUCUGCCGAAAGAAAUUCAGAGACAUCCUUGCCAAAUGCGACAAGUGAAAUCCAAUCACGUGUAUUUGAUGUAAUUCGGUCAAUUGUACCUUCAAGAACGUACUCCAACUUGAGAGGUGGUGCACAGCAUGAGUAUCUUUCUUCUCUGCGCCACAUUUCAAGAUCAGAAGCUUCUCGGUUAUCAGAAGGAGCUGAGAAGACCACCAGAAGUAGGAGGAGGGUUGCUCCGCACUACUUAAGUAGGGGUGCACUGAUGUUAUCUCCUGAACAUAUAUCGUUGCUGGAUCAGUAUGGCUCAUACGGGAAAACCUCCUCUUCAUACUGACUGGGACGCAAUGUCGCUAAUCAGAUAGAAACUUUAGAUUAAGUAAAACUAACAUAGUGAGUUACCGUUUCAAUCAAGACGGAGUCAUCAGCUCAAUAAGGCUGGCAUUCAGUAGAGUAAAAUUUUAGUGACUACUGCUAUUUAUUUUAAGCCUGUUUCGACGUCAGCCAGCAUUGCCUUCACAGGAGAGGUAAUUAUUCUCCUUUGCCUUGGAAUAUGAUUUCCUUCUCAGUUAACCCAUUGUAAAGCAUUUUAGUGAUUGUAUUUCAACUUUGAUAGCAUUUGGUGCAAAGAUGUUUAAAGGAAUACCCAAUUUUUUUUAUCAGAGGUCAAAUAGCACUUUAUAUCUUA